Molecule: messenger RNA, 819 nt
Organism: Penicillium verrucosum
Lineage: Eukaryota; Fungi; Ascomycota; Eurotiomycetes; Eurotiales; Aspergillaceae
Gene: cbfA
Exons: 3
Coding region: 1-819 (272 amino acids)
Biological process (GO): heterochromatin formation; DNA damage response; leading strand elongation
Cellular component (GO): CHRAC; epsilon DNA polymerase complex
Molecular function (GO): chromatin DNA binding; protein heterodimerization activity
Source: RefSeq, a predicted model, not a curated record
AUGCCACCUCGCAAAUCCACCUCCUCGGUGACGCCUGCUGAUCCUGAUGACUCCCUGCUCCAGCAGUCACCUCCAGCACCGCAGACCGACAAGCCCGUGUUUGCGACGGAGCAGCAGUUAAAGGCUCGGGCCGAGGCAGGCGCGAGUGUCGAGGACUAUCUCCUACCACGCUCACUGACGAUUCGUCUCGCCAAGUCGGUUCUCCCGCCGAACACGACAAUCCAGAAGGACGCAGUAUUGGCUAUGCAGAAGGCUGCUACGGUGUUUGUUUCCUAUCUGUCUUCACACGCCAACGAUGCAACCCUCAAACGCACGAUUGCCCCAUCAGACGUCUUCAACGCCCUCUCCGAGCUAGAACUCGACUCUUUCCGCGGCCGUCUCGAACAGGAACUGGAGGCGUAUACUGAGAUCAAAGCCGGGAAACGCAAGCCGAAGAAGGUUGAUGAGAAUGGCGCCACGCAGGAUGCAUUAGGCGAGAGCGCGACUCAGGCCGAUGGUGAUGUUGAGAUGCUUGAUAAUCCCGCGAAAAGGGUAAAGCGGGACGGAGAGGUGGAGGUAGCUGUUGGUCCGCCUGCUGGGGAUGAUGGAGACGAGACUCAAGAGGAAGACGUCGAAGAGGAAGAGGAAGAAGACGAUGAGAGUGAGGAUGACGAAGAGGAGGAGGAACAUGCUCCGCGUGAGGAUAACCUUGAACAUGUGGAGGAUCUGGACCGUGAGCCUGGUGCGAAAAGGGGACCUUAUGAUCCUGAUGCCGAGGAGACGGACGAAGAUGAGGAUGGGCCUGGUAGUCAGUUGCGGGAUAAUCUUGGGUUGGGCUAA